AUGCCGCCAUUUGUUCCCCGCAAGCGCUCACGCUCGCGCUCCCCCGCGCCCGCAUCCGCACCCGCAUCCGCUCCCAAGCGCGUAAAGAAGAAUGUCUUUGACGCGCUCGACGCGCCUUCCGGCAACACGAGCUCCUCCGCCGACAAGGCCUUUCUCGACGCCUUGAGCAGCGACGGCAGCGACGACAGCCUUAGCGAUGCCGACAGCGACGACUUCGAGGACGUGGACAUUAGCAAAUCGAAGGGCAAGGCUUCCAAGGCCUCCCGGGCCAAACCCGCGGCCACUGGAUUCGAUGGUGGCGAAGACGACGAGGAUGAGAUGGACUGGGAGGAUGCCCUCCACGCGCAAGCGGAUACACCGGUAGCCGACAUGCCCGGGCCGAAGCUGGCGCCGUGGCAGCGCGGCCUGGACGACGCCGACGACGUCCUCGAAGUGUCGCUCGGUGGUCCGGUCGAGGAAAACGAUGAGAUUGCGAGAAGGAACGCGCUUGGGAUAAAGGGCCCGUCCAAGAAAGACCGCCAACUCCGCAACUGGACUCACUGCAUGCACGUACAAUUACUGCUGUGGCAUAACCACAUUCGAAAUGGUUGGGUCUGCGACAAGGAGGUCCAGAAGCUAUUGACGGAACAAUUGCCCGAGGGCGUAAAGAAAGAGAUCCAACGCUGGCGCAAGGACUCCGGGCUGCCGCCCGAUCCGUCGCUUGAACCUCCGCCAAAUGUUAGGGGGAAGAACGGAAAGCUCAAGGGUAAAGGCAAAGGCAAAGAGAGGAGCGAUAGAUAUUCGGAGCGGAACCAACGAGACUGGGGCGGGACUGCGGACCGCAUCGAACAAGGCGUCCCUAAUCUAAGUCAUGGUGACCCCCUGCACCGACUCUUGAGAUAUCUGGCUGCCUACUGGAAGAAGCGUUUCCGCAUCACUGCGCCGGGAUUGCGUAAAAAGGGUUAUUUUCCUACAGCGAAGUCUCUUGCUACUGAGAUCAAGGCAUGGCAGGCAACUAAAGAGGACCCGCCAAACCAGAAGAAGAAGGAGAUAAAGAAGGAAAAGACCAAGGCCGAAGAGUAUGACAUUGAAAGAUUUGGAGAGAUGAUUCGCAGCAAGGCAGAUUUCCUAGAAGCUGCACGGAGUUGCACAGGUAGUAGAGACGUCGGCGCCCAGCUGUUCACUGCUCUUGUCAGGGGUAUAGGGCUAGAAGCUCGUAUGGUAACAAGCCUCCAGCCUAUAGGAUUCGGAUUUACGAAAAUGGAAGAAGUCUCCAUCAAGAAGGGACAGGAUAGCAAGACCGAGGCUACAAAACAGGAAGAGCAUCCGACCUCGGAAUCGAAAGCACAGGCAGAUGAGGCCCCCAGUUCAAGUAAAGCUCAAAAGCCCGUUCGUCCAACCGCGAAAAAGUCGUCUUCUAGAAAAUCAGGAACCAAACCUUUAAUCAUCGACUCUGGUGAAGACAGCGACAGCUCUCUCAGCUCCGCAAAAUCGGACAUAUCUGACGCAUCCAUCAUCGACAUGACCCCGUCAAAGCCAGCUGUGGGACUUGGUAACAAGCGCUACGACACGGAUCUCAAGUACCCCGUUUAUUGGACCGAGGUUCUAUCGCCUAUCUCUAACACUUAUGUUCCUGUCUCGCCUCUGGUUAUCUCUACAGUCGCUUCCACAUCUGACCUUCUUUCAGCCUUCGAGCCUCGAGGGGCCGCAGCCGAGAAAGCCAAACAAGUAAUCUGCUAUGUGGUCGCAUACAACGCAGACGGGACCGCCAAAGACGUAACAGUCCGCUACCUCAAGAGACACAUCUGGCCUGGCAAAACCAAAGGCUUCCGCAUGCCUGUUGAGAAGAUUCCCAUCUACAACAAGCACGGCAAGGUUAAGCGCUACGAGGAGUUCGACUGGUUCAAACGCGUCAUGUCCAACUACACACGGGACGGCCGACUACGAACCGAAGCCGACAAGAUCGAGGACGAGGGAGACCUCGUCCCGGUCAAGCCAUCGGCCGCCAAGAAGGCCGAAGGCAACGAGCCAGAGACGCUCCAGGGCUACAAGAACAGCGCCGAGUACGUCCUCGAGCGCCACCUGCGGCGCGAAGAAGCCAUCCGCCCGACGGCCAAGCCAGUCAAGACCUUCAUGGCGGGCAAGGGCGACAAGGCCAAGCCCGAGCCCGUCUUCCUGCGCAAGGACGUCGUGGCGUGCAAGACGGCCGAGUCGUGGCACAAGGAAGGGCGGGCGAUCGUCGCGGGGGCGACGCCCAUGAAGCGGGUGCCGACGCGGGCGGUGACGCUGAUCCGCAAGCGCGAGAUCGAGGAGGCGGAGCGCGAGAGCGGCGAGAAGGCGACGCAGGGCCUGUACGCGCGCGAGCAGACGGAGUGGAUCGUGCCGCCGCCCAUCCGCGACGGCCGGAUCCCGCGCAACGCCUUCGGCAACAUUGACGUCUACGUCCCGACCAUGGUGCCGCCCGGCGCCGUGCACCUGCCCCUGCGCGGCGCGGCCCGCGUCUGCAAGAAGCUCGGCGUCGACUUCGCCGAGGCGUGCACCGGCUUCGAGUUCGGCCGCCACAUCGCGGUGCCGGUCCUGACGGGCGUCGUGGUCGCCGAGGAGAACGGGGACCUGGUCCGCGAGGCGUGGCGCGCCGAGCAGAAGGCGAAGCGGGAGAAGGAGGAGAAGAAGAGGGUGGAGACGGCGUUGAAGAUGUGGCGCAAGUUCAUGCUUGGCCUGAGGGUCAUCCAGAGGGUGAGGGAGGAGUAUGGAGAGGGAAAGGACGGGCUGGACGACGUGGUGAAUCCGUUUGCGAGGAAGAAAAGGGAAGGGGAGGUGGGGAAUACGUUCGAGAGAAAGUUCGGGGACGAAUUCGAGGACGAGAUGGAAGAGGGGGGUGGGUUCCUGAAAGAGAGCGAGAGGGAUCCUGGCCCUGGCGGCUUCUUCUUGCCGGGUCAAGAGGACGAAGGUCCUAGUGAGGGUGGCUUCAUCCGUGAAGGAGAUGAGCACGCCGAUCAAGGUGGAUUUCUGCGCGACGGUGAAGAAGGCGCCGUUGAAGGUGGUGGCUUCGUCAUCGAAGGCGAUGACAGGGAGAACUUACAAGCCUCACAGGACGACCAACCUACUGGCGAUACUCACAACAUCCCCUUCUCCCUACAAUCAACUCAUCAGAAUUUCUCAAGGGCGAAUGCCGAAACCGCGGAAGAAGACCCGGAAGACGAGGACCAAGAUGAAAGCGAUAGUCCACCACCGAGGAAGCGUCCCGCCUCGCACGGACGUGACAGCAACAGAGGUCGUGGACGAGGUCGUGGACGCGGUCGCGGCCGGGGAACGCGAUCAGUUGCUGCGACUAGCGCACAAAGUAGACGAAAGUCCUCUAGGGCAGGAAAUCCAGGCGGCACCACGGACGACUCUGACGGUCUCCCAUCGGCGCCAUCCGGGUCGGAUUCUCCGGUUUCCUCAACGUCGGCCACGGGAAAACAAUCGGAGCCCGAUACUGAUGCUAAACGCGCGCAAACUAAGGACACGGCUGAGGAGAUGCCUCGCAGGACUCCGAGGAGAGCUGCUGCGAGGAAGAGCGCGACUGCUGUAAAGAGCCAUUAUUUUGUCGACGGCGAGGAGGACAGUCAAGAUGAAGCUGACAGUGACCGAACAGGAAGUGGAGAAGUGGAUGAGACGCCAAAGACGCGAUCGCGUCGAGGGGUUCGCGGUCGUGGACGUGGGAGAGGGAGAGCGCGAGGAAGGGGGCCUUCAUGA
Diplodia corticola is the source of this 3717-nucleotide messenger RNA. RefSeq names its product xeroderma pigmentosum group c-complementing protein. Gene Ontology annotation, molecular function: single-stranded DNA binding; damaged DNA binding. Bases 1 to 3717 code for a protein of 1238 amino acids. The record is from RefSeq and is a predicted model, not a curated record. The transcript has a single exon. Gene Ontology annotation, cellular component: nucleus; nucleotide-excision repair factor 2 complex; cytoplasm. Gene Ontology annotation, biological process: nucleotide-excision repair; mismatch repair. NCBI's taxonomy places the organism in Eukaryota, Fungi, Ascomycota, Dothideomycetes, Botryosphaeriales, Botryosphaeriaceae.